Molecule: messenger RNA, 3435 nt
Organism: Puma concolor (puma)
Lineage: Eukaryota; Metazoa; Chordata; Mammalia; Carnivora; Felidae
Source: RefSeq, a predicted model, not a curated record
AUGGGUAUGGGGUCUGGGGGGCACAAGUGGGAUGAAGGUCCCAGCCUGUUGAGCCCAAUCCUCUCCUGCAACACCACAGACGUGGUGGUGCUGGAGGUGAGCAGCUCCCUGGCACAGCCCUCCUUGUUCUACCACCUCGGCGUGCGUGAGAGCUUCAGCAUGACCAACAACGUGCUCCUCUGCUCCCAGGCUGACCUCCCUGACCUGCAGGCCCUUCGGGAGGAUGUUUUCCAGAAGAACUCGGAUUGUGUUGGCAGCUACACACUGAUCCCCUAUGUGGUGACAGCCACGGGUCGGGUGCUGUGCGGUGAUGCAGGCCUCCUGAGGGGCCUGGCUGAUGGGCUGGUACAGGCCGGGGUGGGCACGGAGGCCCUGCUAACACCCCUGGUGGGCCGGCUCGCCCGCCUGCUGGAGGCCACGCCCACGGACUCUUGUGGCUACUUCCGGGAGACCAUUCGGCAGGACAUCCGGCAGGCCCGGGAGCGGUUCUGCGGGCAGCAGCUGCGGCAGGAGCUGGCUCGCCUGCAGCGGAGACUGGACAGCGUGGAGCUGCUGAGCCCCGACAUCAUCAUGAACCUGUUGCUCUCCUACCGCGAUGUGCAGGACUACUCAGCCAUCAUCGAGUUGGUGGAGACGCUGCAGGCCUUGCCCACCUGUGAUGUGGCCCAGCAGCACAACGUCUGCUUCCACUACACGUUCGCCCUCAACCGGAGGAACAGGCCUGGGGACCGGGAGAAGGCCCUGGCUGUGCUUCUGCCGCUGGUACAGUGUGAGGGCUCCGUGGCACCUGACCUGUACUGCAUGUGCGGCCGUGUCUACAAGGACAUGUUCUUCAGCUCUGGCUUCCAGGACGCUGGGCACCGGGAGCAAGCCUAUCACUGGUAUCGCAAGGCCUUUGAUGUGGAGCCCAGCCUCCACUCGGGCAUCAACGCAGCUGUGCUGCUCAUCGCUGCUGGGCAGCGCUUUGAGGACUCUGAGGAGCUCCAGCUCAUAGGCAUGAAGCUGGGCUGCCUGCUGGCCCGAAAAGGCUGUGUGGAAAAGAUGCAGUAUUACUGGGAUGUAGGCUUCUACCUGGGAGCUCAGAUCCUCGCCAAUGACCUCGCCCAGGUGGCGCUGGCUGCAGAGCAGCUGUACAAGCUCAAUGCUCCCAUAUGGUACCUGGUGUCCAUGAUGGAAACCUUCCUGCUGUACCAACACUUCAGACCCACGCUAGAGCCUCUUGAAGGACCCCCGCACCGUGCCCACUUUUGGCUCCGCUUUUUGCUACAGUCCUGUCAGCCACUCAAGACGGCUUGUCCCCAAGGGGACCAGUGCUUGGUGCUGGUCCUGGAGAUGAACAAGGUGCUGCUGCCUGCGAGGCUCAAGAUUCAGGGUGCUGACCCGGUGAGCGCAGUGACCCUGAGCCUGCUGGAGCCCGAAACCGAGGACAUUCCAUCCAGCUGGACCUUCCCAGUGGCCUCCAUCUGCGGGUUCGAUUACGAGUACACGGAGACCGGCGAGCGGCUGGUGCUGGGCAAGGGCACCUACGGGGCGGUGUACGCGGGCCGCGAGCGGCACACACGGGUGCGCAUAGCCAUUAAGGAGAUCCCGGAGCGGGACAGCAGGUUCUCUCAACCCCUGCAUGAAGAGAUAGCGCUGCACAAACGCCUUCGCCACAAGAACAUUGUGCGCUAUCUGGGCUCCGCCAGCCAGGGCGGCUACCUCAAGAUCUUCAUGGAGGAAGUGCCCGGAGGCAGCCUGUCCUCCUUGCUGCGGUCAGUGUGGGGACCCCUGCAGGACAAUGAGAGCACCAUCAGUUUCUACACCCGCCAGAUCCUGCAGGGACUCAGCUACCUGCAUGACAACCGCAUUGUGCAUCGAGACAUCAAGGGGGACAAUGUACUGAUCAACACCUUCAGUGGGCUGCUCAAGAUUUCUGAUUUCGGCACGUCCAAGAGGCUGGCAGGCAUCACACCCUGCACUGAGACCUUCACAGGGACCCUACAGUAUAUGGCCCCAGAAAUCAUUGACCAGGGCCCACGAGGGUAUGGGAAGGCGGCUGACAUCUGGUCACUGGGCUGCACUGUUAUCGAGAUGGCCACAGGUCGCCCACCCUUCCAUGAGCUAGGGAGCCCGCAAGCCGCCAUGUUUCAGGUGGGCAUGUACAAGGUGCAUCCGCCAAUGCCCACUUCUCUGUCAGCGGAGGCCCAAACCUUCCUUCUCCGAACUUUUGAGCCAGACCCCCGUCUCCGAGCCAGUGCUCAGGCACUGCUGGGGGACCCCUUCCUGCAGCCUGGGAAGAGGAGCCGCAGCCCUGGCUCCCCCAGACCCGCACCGCGGCCCUCAGAUGCCCCUUCAGCCAGCCCCACUCCUUCGGCCGACUCGACCACCCAGUCCCAGACAUUCCCGUGCCCACAGGCACCCUUUCAGCAUCCACCGAGUCUGCCCAAGCGCUGCCUCAGUUAUGGAGACACCAGCCAGCUCCGGGUGCCUGAGGAGCCCGGGGCGGAGGAGCCCACGUCCCCCGAGGAGAGUUCUGGGCUGAGCCUGCUGCACCAGGAGAGCAAGCGCAGGGCCAUGCUGGCCUCGGUGCUGGAGCAGGAGCUGCCCACGCUGGCGGAGAAUCUGCGCCUGAAGCAGGAACAGGGUCCCCGUCUGGGCAGGAAUCAUGUGGAACAGCUGCUGCGCUGCCUCGCCGCGCACAUCCACACGCCCAACCGUCGGCAGCUGGCCCAGGAGCUGCGGGCGCUGCAAGGGCAGCUGCGGGCCCAAGGCCUCGGGCCGGCGCUUCUGCAUGGACCGCUCUUCGCCUUCCCGGAUGCGGUGAAGCAGAUCCUCCGCAGGCGCCAUAUCCGCCCACACUGGAUGUUCGUACUGGACUCGCUGCUCAGCCGAGCUGUGCGGGCAGCCCUGGCUGUCUUGGGCCCAGAGGUGGAGAUGGAGGCGGUCCCACCGAGGUCAGAGGAGUCAAGUAAAGAAGAGGAACCCCAGUCCAAGCAGCAGGAAACCUUGGUCAAGUUGAGCCGGCUCCCUGGGGAACCAGAGCAGGGAUCCCCGCCCCUGAUGGUGCAGCUGAGCCUCUUGCGAGCAGAAACUGACAGGCUUCGAGAUGUCCUGGCUGAGAAGGAGCGGGAGUGCCAGGCCCUGGUGCAACAAGCUCUACAGCAGGUCAGCCGGAAGGCAGGGAUCUUUGCCCUGGCCUCCGAGCCCCCAGCUGCUCUCACAGUGGAUCAGGGCCUGGUGCAGUGGCUACAGGAACUGAAUGUGGAUUCAGGCACCAUCCAGAUGCUGCUGAACCACAGUUUCACCCUCCAUACCCUAUUGACCUGUGCCACUCGAGAUGACCUCAUCUACACCCGCAUCAGGGGAGGGAUGGUAUGCCGCAUCUGGAGAGCCAUCUUGGCACAGCGAGCAGGAUCCACGCCGGUUACCCCUGGCCCCCAAGAGGCUGAAUGA